Penicilliopsis zonata CBS 506.65 is the source of this 1506-nucleotide messenger RNA. RefSeq lists its product as hypothetical. Bases 328 to 1380 code for a protein of 350 amino acids. The transcript is spliced from 2 exons. The record is from RefSeq and is a predicted model, not a curated record. Gene Ontology annotation, molecular function: proteasome binding. NCBI's taxonomy places the organism in Eukaryota, Fungi, Ascomycota, Eurotiomycetes, Eurotiales, Aspergillaceae.
UGCUCAUUAGAUCGGGGCUGCUUGUACAGUUGGAGUUGAUUGGUUGAACAUUCUGUAAAUAUCAGCCGUGUGGCUAUCCUGUUAUUGUCAAUAAUAAGCAGUGCCUAUAUAUCAAUGAGCAGUAGCAGCGACUGUGGCCAAAACUAUCAGGUUACGUCCAGUAUAACAGACAAAUUUCUGUCUGAGUAUUCAUAUGACUUAUCGUUAUCUCCGGCUGACAAAUCUUAUCGCCGUCGAAAUCAAGAGAAGGAGACAGAGUCAUUUCCUGCUUACUGUCUUGAUCUUCUCUGUGUAGAAUGUACUCCUUCUGCCUUAUAAAGUAAAAUCAUGGGAUCACUACCACUUGACACCCCAGACGCCAGCAUGGUUGACCCAGGCGAGAUGGCCAUCACAGUUCACCACCACGGCAAGCCUCACACGCUCCGCCUCCCCGCGGACGCAACACUCGAAGACCUCACGCUCAGCCUCGCCUCGUCACUGCACAUCCCCGUCGAGAACCAGAAGCUGCUGGUCGCACCGAAGCCGGGCAUGCUCAAGCCGCCCUUUGCAGCCACGCCGCUAGAUGCCGUGCUGCCGCUGGCCUCGCCGCGGCUGAAAAUCACCCUCCUCGGCACCCCAACGCAGGAGAUCGACGAGCUCAACGCGCAGGUCGAGAGCGCCCGGCACAGACUCGCCGCACGGCGCUCCUCGCCCUUUGCCGCCAAACCGGCGCGCACCACACAGAACCACGGCAUACAUACCCUCUCCUCCUCCUCCUCCUCCUCCUCUUCAAAUCACGCCGACUACACUUUCCACCGACUCUUCCCGUUACCGCAUCUCCCAAACCCUUCACGCUCGCUAGGCUUCCUGACCCGCCUGCGCGACGACCCGGGAAUCCGCUUCGCAAUGACGAAACACCGCUUCUCCGUGCCCCUCCUGACAGAAAUGGACCCGGCAGAACACACGACGCUCGAGUCGCGCACGCUCGGACUCAACCGGAACAAAGGCGAGGCGAUCGAGCUCCGGCUCCGCACAGACGCCUACGACGGCUACCGCGACUACCGGACUAUCCGGAAGACGUUGUGCCAUGAGCUCGCGCACUGUGUUUUCAGCGAACAUGAUCGGCACUUCUGGGAUCUCACGGCCCAGAUCGAGCGGGAGGUCGAGCGCGCGGACUGGAAAUCAGGCGGGAGCAGACUCUCCGACCAGGAGUUUUAUAACCCGGCCGACUGGGAGAGAGAGCAGGAAGAGGACCAUCCCGUUGACGAGAGGGGGUGGACGGGUGGGCAGUUUGUCUUGGGUGGGGGGGGUGCACAUCCUGUUCAGGACCAGGGUGCAAGUAGAAGGGAUAUACUUGCCAAAGCGGCGGAGGAGAGGAUGAAGAGGGAGGGGAAUAAAUGAUAAUCUUUAUAUUAUACCCGAGCAUGUUUUAUACCAUUUACAUUAUACGUUACGAAUAAUGCGAUGAUUAUACCUCAUUUACAAACAAACCAGCCAUCCCCUGCCCCGUACCAAUACACAUACUAG